Colletotrichum destructivum is the source of this 770-nucleotide messenger RNA. Its product is annotated as Putative thiamine-binding protein. The coding region runs from base 218 to 565 and encodes 115 amino acids. The transcript is spliced from 3 exons. The record is from RefSeq and is a predicted model, not a curated record. Gene Ontology annotation, cellular component: cytosol. Lineage: Eukaryota; Fungi; Ascomycota; Sordariomycetes; Glomerellales; Glomerellaceae.
CGGAAAGAGGAGUUUCUAAUCCAACAAAUCACGAGCAAUCUCAGAUAUCCCUCCCGCUUUCUCUACCUCACUCAUUUUUUUUCUUCCUCUUCUCAUUGUUUUCGACAGUAGCAAGUCUCAGCCAUCUUUGGUCUCCAACUCCUCUUGACAGCUAGUUGCCAAUCUAAUCUAGUCUAACCGACCACACCCAGCACUUACCACCCAAAGUCAGCCCACGAUGUCGACCGAGGACUACUCCAAGAUCCCUACGCCCGAGACGGCGUACUGCGACUUCUGCCUGAUCCCCGUCGGGACGGGCAGCGUCUCCGUCGCCAACGAGGUCGCCCAGGUUCAGCGCCUGCUGAAGGCGAGCGGGCUCAAGUACACGAUGCACUCGGCCGGUACGACCGUCGAGGGAAGCUGGGAUGACGUCUUCCGCGUCAUCGGCCAGGCGCACUCCCUGGUCCACCAGAGCGGCGUCGUCAGGAUCCAGUCGUCGAUGCGCGUCGGUUCGAGGACGGACAAGAAGCAGACGGCCGAAGACAAGGUGAAGCGGGUCGAGGGCAUUCUGGCGUCGGACAAGUGAGUGAAGUGGGCUGUCGGAACAAACCUGCAGCACACGCACGAUGGGGGUGGGAAACAGGCAUGGAGAUGGCGGCUUAUUAAGUCUUUUUGACUGGCACAGGAUAACACUAUUUGAUUUCCCGCGCCGCCCUUCGUGAUAGUACAUGUAUACAUCUCAGCCCAAGCAAGCAUAUUGUAGUAUUGACACCGCGGACUCCGCGUGACCC